GCCUGUGGUGGACGUUGUUGCUGAUUUGAGUGGAAGUGAGAUGAGCGGAACGAUGGACUGGUGCGGCGCAACACGUAUUGUUGGCGCAAGACGAACGACAGCGCUGCUGCCGUUGUUGGUGCUGGUGCUGUUGCUGUUGGGGACAACACCGACGGUCACUUUCAGCGAUGCUGCAGCGGCCUCGAAGCAGCAGCAGGACCCUGGCACGGUCUCGUUCGUGCUUGUUGGCGCCACCGGCAACCUGGCGAAAAAGUACCUGUUCCAGUCGCUGUUUGAUGUGUUCUUGGGUCAGGGAAGGGACGAUCCGCAGCUGCGCGUGUACGCCGGUGCACGGCACACCAAAGACAAGAGCUGGCCCACAAUCCAGCAAGCGCUGGCGGCCGUGAAAUGCCGCGGCCGCCACGGUGACACAUUGCUGACUACGGAGUGUGAUCAGCUGCGCCACGCGUUUGCAGAGCACGUCCAAUAUAUCCAGCUCAAGACAGAAGAACAUUAUGCGGCCUUGCACGACGCCAUUGCCAAGCAUGGCGAGACCGAGGCUGCGCGCGUGUUCUACUUAUCUGUGCCGCCGUCCGCGUAUCCGACCAUCGCACACUGGAUCGACCAGUCUUGCAGGCCCGGCCACGCCACGCCACUGCGCGUAGCGCUCGAAAAACCGUUUGGGCGCGACUUCCACUCAGCGCGGGAACUGCAAGCCGCCCUCCGCACAUCCCUCAAGCCGGCGGAGACGAUGCUUGUCGACCACUAUCUUGGCAAGCGCGGCGUGCUGCAGAUUGCUGAAUUCGCCCGCGCAAAUCGCCGCUUUGUCAGCACAUAUCUGCGGCGCAAGCACGUGGAGCGAGUCGAGAUUGUCAUGAAGGAAACAGAGGACUGCAGCGGACGCACGCGGUUCUUUGACGCGUACGGGAUUGUUCGCGACGUGAUGCAGAACCACCUGACAGAGGUGCUGCUGCUGCUCGCCAUGGAUCCUGGUGUCCCCGUCUCAUUCUCAUCCAAGAUGCCCAUCCUCUCCGCGAUGCUGCCGGCUGCUCCGUCGCGCGCCGUGCUCGGCCAAUACGCGGGGUACCGUACACACGUCGCACACGACCACGGGGAGGAGGUUGACACAAAGACGCCAACGUUCGCUGGCGUCACACUUUUCAUCGACACGCCGCGAUGGGAGGGCACGCCGUUUGUGAUGGUUGCUGGGAAGCGGUUGAGUGAACGCGUUGCAUUUGCGCGUGUGCGGUUCAAGCAAGACACCAGCAUGGUGUGCACGACAGAGGGGUGUGGCGUGCACCAGAUUGAGUAUCACAUCCAGGGCCACAACAAGCCGCCAUGCAUCACGUUCUGGGGCAACUUUCCUGAACUGGUGGUCCCGGAUGGAUGGUCCGUUGAGCACAACACAACCGCACACAUUGCCCUCUGCCCAGGCGAGGACGUCGGAUCGCUGUCGCCGUACACGGAACUCAUGCACGCCCUCGUUGUCGGGGACAGGACCAAGUUUGUGGAGUUGGACACGCUUCUGCGGUCGUGGCAGAUAUGGACACCGCUCGCCAACACGCCGACAACACCAAGGGUGUACGAGCGCGAGGAGGAUGUGCUGUUUGCGCUGCAGCCCAACGGGGCACUGGCAUUUGGUGACGGCACAACGCCGCUGUCAAUGAUGACGACGACGCGACGCGGCCACACGCUCGCGGGCGCUGGGGGCGCAGGUGGCACGGGUGGGGAGGAUGCGGAUAGCAAGGGCAAAUAUGGCACAGCAAAUAAUGACAGGCAAGAGCAAGCAGAGCGAACGCAACAGCAAGAGCAGCCUGAGCGCGGGCGUCAUGCGGACGAGCUGUAAGCAAAGGGCCAGUGGCGUGCCCGCUCCUUAUCCUCAGACUUGCGGGGCAUGACGUUAUCAAGCUCAAUCUUCUCAAUGAGGCCCGUGUUCUUCACGUGGAACACCGUGUAGGCGUCCAGCCAGAUCUGCCGCAGACGGUUACGACGAGUGCCGACCGUGCAAUAGAUGAAGGAGAUGGGGAGAUGACGGAUGAGCAAGACGGUGUGUGGUGUGUGGGAUGUGAGUUGGUGUGAGUUAAGUCUUGUUGCUGCUGCCUGGUUGCAUGUGUUUUUCAGUCAGUGGUCUGGGAUACGAGAGGCUUGCUGCUUGCGUGGAUCAGUUAGGGACCAAUACACAACCUCAAACGAAG
This is a messenger RNA of Salpingoeca rosetta, 2174 nucleotides long. RefSeq lists its product as uncharacterized. The transcript is spliced from 12 exons. Gene Ontology annotation, molecular function: NADP binding; glucose-6-phosphate dehydrogenase activity. The record is from RefSeq and is a predicted model, not a curated record. Gene Ontology annotation, cellular component: endoplasmic reticulum. Gene Ontology annotation, biological process: pentose-phosphate shunt, oxidative branch; glucose metabolic process. Bases 41 to 1825 code for a protein of 594 amino acids. Lineage: Eukaryota; Choanoflagellata; Craspedida; Salpingoecidae.